AUGGAUUCAGAUGAAGAAGAUUUUAUUUUCUUCAGAACAACAAUAGAGCACGAGGAAGAUUCAAUCAACCACAAGAAGAAAGUUAUUGCUGAAUCCUUGGGUAAGGUUCAUGGAUCUUUGGAUCGUGCCAAAAAAGUGAGAAGGAAAACUCCUAAGAUUGUGAAGCAAGACAAGAAAAAGAAGUCACGCCGUCAUGCUUACAAGCAUAUGCAAUACAAUCGUCGAUUCCUUAUGUCUUCAUAUCUUUUUGCAUCACAAUACAACAACGAAAAUGUUGAAGAUGAAGCCUCAGUUGCAUCUGAAGUUGUUGUUUCUCUACCUUCCCUAAGUGAAAAUUCCAUGGAAUCACAAUUCCUGGUAAACCUACUGGAAGAUUCUCUGAUGGUCGCGUUGACACUGGUUAAAUUGUUAACACUCUUCUCUCUUUCUUUGUGA
This is a messenger RNA of Vicia faba (fava bean), 435 nucleotides long. Lineage: Eukaryota; Viridiplantae; Streptophyta; Magnoliopsida; Fabales; Fabaceae. The record is from the annotation of a GenBank genome assembly.